GGCUAAAGUUUAUUUGAACAGUCGCUUAAACGCCUCCGUGGCGGUCGCGUGUGUCGUUGACCGGAAAAUUCCCAGAGUUUUUCUUAUUUGCUUUUACCGCCAUAAAUUUUACUAACGGUAAAACAGUUUUUAAAUUAAAAUGUGAACGUUUUGUUUGUGAACAAAUAUGGAAAUUAAAGUUGAUGUGCACACGGUGCACCCAGCCACGCCUGUGAGAAGGCCUCCCCAGACCAAAGACACCUGGUGCACGCCAGAAUCCACACCGGUCCAUACCACAUUAACUAAAACUAGAUCUAAUAUCGAAACCAAAGCCGAGCUCCAAGAUGUACAGAAUAAAGAAAGAGAUUUAAGUCAACUGCAAAAAGUUCAGCUCUUCUCGCCGAGUCCGCCCCCUGCAUACAAAUCUGAGAAUGAUAUAACACAAGCUGACACUGAAUUAAAGGAGUUCAAGCUACCAUCGUCCAAUGAUAAGCCGCCAGAUAUUCCACCGGUCUCGGAAGACAAACUCGAUGCAAUAAUCGAAACUCCACAGAGUCCAGUUCCCACUUCUCCUUCUUAUCAUCAAAAAUGCCAAAGGUUUGCACAAUGGUCGGCACUCCGCGAUCUUUUCGUGCCGAUAGACCCACAAGGUCCCCACUACAUCAGUUGGCUUUUCAUAAUGACGAUAAGCUACAGCUACAACGCUUGGUGCAUAGUUCUCCGCGCGACAUUCCCCUACCAGACUCCUAGCAACACUAGUAUAUGGAUGGCAUGUGACUACGUGAGCGACAUCAUGUACCUUCUGGAUACUGUGUUUGUGAAGCCAAGACUUAUGUUUCUUCAUGAAGGAUUCUGGGUCGAUGACCUCGCUGAGACACGGAAGAACUAUAGGAAGAAGUCCCAAUAUAAGUUUGACGUAGUAUCUCUCCUCCCAUUGGAUUUAUUAUACCUAUACUUCGGAACAAAUAAAGUGAUCUUACGCUUUCCAAGACUGUUGAAACUGCAAACAUUUUGGGAAUUCCACCAAGCUAUAGAUAGAGUGCUUGCCUCUCCUUAUGUUGUGCGAAUAGGCAAAAUGCUGUUCUACAUUUUCUACCUAAUUCACUUAAAUGCGUGUGCGUACUACGCAAUGAGUGACUACAUAGGACUGGGCAGUAACGGCUGGGUCUAUGACAACCAAGGAUCAGCCUACAUUCGCUGUUUCUACUUCGCGACUAAAACUGCGACAUCUAUCGGCAAGAAUCCGAAGCCAGAGAACACUAUUGAGUACUUGUUCAUGACUGCGGCCUGGUUGAUGGGAGUCUUCGUGUUUGCCAUUCUCAUUGGACAGAUCAGGGAUAUUAUUGCUACUGCUACCAGGACCAGGACGGAAUACCGCAAGACACUUGACGGCAGCAGGAGUUACCUUCGUCGGUUAAACAUGCCCGUAACACUACAAAGACGAGUAGCGUCGUGGUACGACUACACUUGGAGUAAACAACGAUGUUUUGAUGAACCCAGAAUUUUGAAUUCUUUGCCAUCUAAUAUGAAACGCGACGUGGCGCUUGAAGUUCACAUGACAACACUGAGCAAGGUACAACUAUUCCGUGACUGUUCAGACUCUCUGCUCCGUGAUUUGGUGUUACAACUACGUCCAGUCUGCUUUCUACCUGGAGAUGUAGUGGUACGACGCGGUGAGGUCGGCCAUCAGAUGUACAUCAUUUCUUCUGGAGAGUGCUGCGUCAUGUCACAAGAUGAGAAAGAGGUUUUAGCUACACUACAAGAAGGUUCUGUGUUUGGAGAGAUCAGUUUAUUGGGUAUUGAUGGUUUACGACGACGUACUGCGACAGUCAGAGCGCGAGGCUACGCAAGCUUAUUUGCUUUAUCCAAAAGCGAUCUCGACGCUGCACUAAAGCAUCACAAGCAUGCAGCUCAAGUACUACGCAUCAGAGCAGAUCAGAUUAUUCGAGAAAACGCAGCUAGACAGGCUAAACAGCGUAUGAUAAGACUCGAAGCGAAGAAAAGUGUCAGUAUACAUGAAGAUGAGGGAGUUGUGAGAAGACGACUGUCCAAUACUUCCAGCGCUUCUAAUUUGACGCUAGAGGGCGCUAGGAGGCAAAGGUCAGCCAGUGCGAUGUCUAAGAGGAGACUGUCUGCUGUGUCUGAGAGCGGGGUUAUUGAUCAGGGCCACGCAGCCACAUUAGCAGUAACGUGCGACAGAGCGCGAACUCCGGUACCAACAAUCGUACUGUCGGGCGAUUGAACAUAAUUCUAGAACUAUUUAAAAACAAUACCCUUAGUAUGAGUCUGCUUUACGUUUAAAGUAAUCGAAACGAGAGUGCGUUCGGCGUUCUGAUUGGUUAGUUUAUUCGAGCCAGCCAAUCGAGCGCCGAACUUGCUCUCAUUUAUAAAAAAAUAAACUCAUACUAAGGGUACAGGAGGACUAAGGAAAAGACUAAGAAGUGUGCACUUAAACUGAGAAUGAAAACGGAAGAAUUUAUUUGUAAGAAGAAUUGAUAAUAGAGGUGUUUUGAUAUUGUGGUAUACGACAUUAAUGUAAGGUCAUUUAAAGGUUUAUUAAAGGAAAAUGAUUUAAAAAGUAAUUUUAUGCAAAAAUGUCACACAAUAGAAUAUUAAUUAAUAAUAAUAAAUCGUUACUAUUCCUUAGUAACGAUUUAUUAUCAAAAACAAUUGCUAAAGAAGGACUGGGUUAAGUAAACACAAG
Spodoptera frugiperda (fall armyworm) is the source of this 2683-nucleotide messenger RNA. RefSeq names its product cyclic nucleotide-gated cation channel beta-1-like (gene CngB). Gene Ontology annotation, molecular function: intracellularly cAMP-activated cation channel activity; cGMP binding; intracellularly cGMP-activated cation channel activity. The coding region runs from base 167 to 2221 and encodes 684 amino acids. Gene Ontology annotation, biological process: monoatomic cation transmembrane transport. Gene Ontology annotation, cellular component: intracellular cyclic nucleotide activated cation channel complex; plasma membrane. The transcript is spliced from 14 exons. NCBI's taxonomy places the organism in Eukaryota, Metazoa, Arthropoda, Insecta, Lepidoptera, Noctuidae. The record is from RefSeq and is a predicted model, not a curated record.